AUGGAUUCUGCAGAUCUAGAUCCCUCCGUCUCCAUUUCAGCCUCUUCCCCACCGUUUCAACGAGAGACGCGCCCUGAACGCGAUCAACCGCGCCUGGCCCCGGCCCUGCUCUUGUCCUCUCCGUCAGGAGACUCGAGCCCGUCGACCGUCGGUUCCCCCGGUCAACACACCUCACCGCAGAGCAUCUCGCUCGAUCCCCCGCCGCUGCCAUUCCUUUACCGCAACGGAGAUUCUCUGACGUCGUCGCCCGUCAAUCGGAGGCCGGAAAGCAGCAUCUACUACACCACCGCUUGGGGGUCCCCGUAUGCUGCACCGAGUACACGCAGACUGUCAGUGACUCAAAGCCAACUCACCGGUGUCGAUAAUCCAUCUGGAGAAAACUCCCCCGUUCAAUCGGUAGCCAAAUACACCGAGUUUCGUAGAUCGAGUGCCACGAACGAUACGCUUGAGACCGCGGAGCGGGAACUUGCUGGUCAAACCGGAGAGAAAUCUAUUCGGGAUUUUACCCAGGAUUGGAUAAAUCAGUAUCUCACUGGUCAGCCUAGGACCGAGCGAAGCAAUUGGCUCAGUGACGACUCUGGUAGCGAAGCGCCUUCGUUCUUUACCGCGCAAAAUACCUUUGCAGACGACGCUUCAGACGACUGGCUUGGUCUGGAGGACGAUUUCCCAAACGACGAUCUCCUGAAGACACCUACGCUUUCUGACUUUGUUGGGAGGAAAGCUGCGGCUCGUUCGAAAGUCAAGAAGACUCUCCACAAACGCGCGGAUACUUUGCGCCAGGAGGAUUUCUGGGGUUUUGCUUACGAUAAAGAUCCCCCACAGAACAAUAUGUCUGACACACAACCUACCACGGAGGCGGGUUCACCGGUAGAAAAACCGCUUCCUCCGCCGCCGACAGAUGCGAAUGAUGGUCCAUCAAACACAGAACAACCCAUCCCGGCUCCUUUAAAAACACAAGCUUCUGAGAUUAGCAGGUCGGCUACCCAAACUCCUCGACGGAAGAAGAAGAUUUGGCGUGGAAAAGCUUGCAUCAUUGAAUUGCCGUUGGAGGAUAAGAGAGGCUCGGAGGAAUCUGGUGUAAACCUCAUGACACCCGAAGAUGUCAAACAGCGGAUGCAGAAAUGGGAGGAUGAAGGAUACGAUAUCCGUGGGUUCACCAUUGGUGAUUCUGAGGAUCCCUCUGAAACCACCGACCUGGGAGGUCUGAGCCGACCCCUUUACCCCGAACCAUACGAGCUCCACGAGGAAUCAAAGGUCCAACAGCUCGUCGUCAACUUCCCCGAUAGGGCCGUUUGGGAUGCUUAUGUCGCCAACCUUCAAGAAGAGAAGCUCAGGGCUCUCGGUGUAUCAUUUGGUGACCCUGAGCCCGAGCCUUCCAUUUCGCCUGAUUACUCUGUCAACCAGAGCAAUACUCCUUUCCCAGGUCUUGUCGCAUCACCACCCAUUCCUACUGGAUCAGCAGCCAGCAACAACCAUCUUGGUCAACUUCAUACAUUCUCUCCCUUCGGUCAACCUUCAAUUCCUACGCCUGGCUUGGGCUCCAUGGCUUCGCCUUUGAUCCAGACUCCAUACAUGGGCGUGGAACAGAAUAUGAUGGGGGGAUACCCCUUCCAAUUCCAGCCUACACCCCCUGCCCAGGGCUCCAUGACUCCGCAAGGCUUCAUCAAUGCCCGACAGGCAAGCGCUUCAGGAGGUCCAGGCGCCAUGGGCCAAUUUGCAUCCAUGCUCUCGCCAGUCUCACCAAUGCACGAGCAGGGUUCUUUCCAUGCUGGGUUCAAUGACAAGGGUGUCUUCGAUGAUCAAUUCGGCCAUGGUAUGCAUUCCGACAUGCACCAAGAGGGUCUACCAUACCAAACUCCUCAGACCCCUGUCAACGGACAUCCAGACCACUUCCAUGCAUCCAAUGUUGAAAUUGCUCACCCCACGCCUCGUGGACAUGGCCAUAAUCUCAGCGAAACCCUACAGAGAGGGUUGGACCAGAUGCAACAUACCGACUACCACCUAGAAGACUCAAUCGAGCGACAAUUGGAAGAGGACUACCGUGAUGUCAACCAUGCAGGCCUUAAUGCUAGCAUGCUCAAGUCACGCUGGGCGUUGCCACACGACCAGCAGCAUCCCCAAGACGGCUCUCGCCAAGCGUCUCACUCUUUCUCCCAGCACCCCCACCAAUUCUACGACCAAUACCAGCAGCACAAUGGUCACGAUGGCUCAGAUCUCGAUACCAAUCCCAGUGUCUCCGGAACCCCACAGACUCGUGGUGCCAUGCCUAAUCAAGGCCCAUGGCAUGAGGCCCAUCCCAGCGGAAACUCUUAUCAUGGUCACCGCUCGCAGCUCUCUGUUUCAUCGCUCAAUGUGGAAGCCAAGGAAUUCGAUCCUUCGGCAUCGUUCGGUGCUCAGCCUGUGCCUUUCAAUAAUGAUGCCUUCCAGUUUGGCGGCAUGGACCAGCAAGGGUUCGGCUUUGCUCCUCCUGCUUUCGAGCCUGGCAGCAGCAUGAACGGUCCGGUUGAAUCUGAGCCUCAAAACAACAGUGGCUUCAAAUUCUCUACCGCGUCAUUAAAUGUGGAGGCUCCUGUGUUCAACCCCUCUGUUAGCAUCCAGUCGACCGCCAGCGCCGAGCAACCCUCGCCCAACCGUACCAAGAUCUUUGGCGAUAUCGAUAUCAACGAGAUCUCUAAGCCAUCCAAGCAAUCCAAGGCAAUUCCCAUCGUGCGGCCGGAUGAGAAUGAGCAGGAAAACAGGAAAGAAGAACAAAACGUCGAAGAUGACAAAGAUGGCCGACCUGUUCCUACCGAUCGUCACAAGCGUGCUCGCCGUGGUGUGGGCCACGCUGAAGGCGAGGCUAGAUACAGCAUCUCGACGCACCCUCUGGGCGAGGCCGGCAACGUCCAGGCUUCGAGCGCCCUCCAACCUGUCGCCGAGGGCAAGGAGAACGCCAUGCCCGAUGAGAAGAGCCCUGUCGAGCGCAGAGGCACCCCUGCCAGCGAGGCUGAUACUUGGACUUUGUUCGAUGCCAAGGCCGAGGCAGAGAACAGAUCUAAUGCUGCCUCGCCUGCCCAGGAGGAGCCCGCUGGGGAGCCCAAGGAUAUAGUUAUCGUAGAGCGUGAGCCCAAGCAGGCUGCUAUCAGUGAGGCUGCUCCUACAAAGGCUCCUGACCACGCUGCUCAUGGAUCCAAAAGCUCUAUCAAGACCACCAUGCUCUCGCCUACUGCUCCUCCGUUCGAGUUCAAGCCUGCUAUUUCAGAAUUUGUGCCUACAUCAAUCAAGCCUACUGUCUCUGAACAUAAGCUUGUUGAGGAGAAGGCUGUCGAGAAGCCUUUUGGGACUCCUGUCAAGAAUUCUGCUGCUAAGCCUCAAGGUGGUCUUAUGGCCUCUCGCUUUGCUGCUAGCCCGCCCAAGAAGGCAGACACUCAAUCUACUGAGGAGCCAGAGCCAGAAAUCAUCACUCGCGAGCCUAAGGGUCUUGGGUUCCACUGGGACUCUGAGAACGACUCGCCUGAUGAGGAAGAGUUGAACGCAGUCAUGGACCAGCUGAACGAUGACUCCGAUGUUGGCAUUGAAAGACGUAUGACUCCAGCUUAUUCGACUCCCGCUCAUAUGACACCCUUCCAAAACCGACAGGAACACCUCACAGAGUCCAUGGGUGGCCCAACAAAGGAACAGCCGUUUGGUUCUGCAGAGGCCCGCAGCGAAGCUCCCAGUCCCAGCCCCGGCGGUGUCCCCAAGACUUACAAGCUCUCUAUCCCCAAGCUUGGCUCGGACAUCGAUGCCAACAGCAACGCCACCUUCUCUCCUCAGAAGAGCCUCAUCUCUCGUCUCCAGUCCCCUGUUCGCCAGCUUGUCACUGAGAAUGACCACGUUAGCGACUGGGACGACAUGAUCUCUGAGGGUGAAGACGAGAAGUUCAUGAACCGGAACCGCUUCUUCGACCGUCGCAUCAACGACCUUGUUGGUUCCGCCAUUGAUGACCGUCUGGGUCCCAUGGAGCGUGCUCUGGCUGUCAUCCAGCAGUCCGUUGCUUCCAUUGCCACCGGUGCUUCAAGCAGACGCGUCUUCCGCGGCACCUCCGCCGAAAUGGAGGAUAGUGACGCCGAUGACGAAGAUGACAGCGAGCACGAGACCGCCUCUGUUAGAGAUCGGUCGCCCCACAACCUCAGAGAGCGUAAGCUGGAGAUGCUCAAGAACGUCGUUAUGGAAGCGCUAGUUACUCACGACAUUCCUCAGCGUGUGGCGCCACACUCCAGCCACAGCGAGAUGUCCCAGCUUAAGGAGAGCAUUGCUGAGUUGCAAGCUCUGACUAUCAAGAAGCUGGCUCAGGACCCUGUCGGUGACAUGCGUGAGAUUGUCGAGGAAAUGAUGGCCAAGCAAUUGGCUCACCAGGCUCAGUUGACCCCGCGCCUGUCUGAGGCUGAGGAGAUCGGUGCUGACAGUCUCAUGCUUCAAAUCGAUGGACUGAAGAGCAUGCUGCGUCUCGCUGAUGAGCGCGCCGACCAGGAGUAUAAGGAUCGCCGCCAGGCUCAGGACUCUAUGACUGAGCUUCAGCGACUCUUGAAAUAUGCUGAGGAAGACGCUGCCCGUCACAGUGCUGCCGCGGAAGAUGCCGAGUCUCGUCUUCUCCAGUUCAAGGAAGAGAAGAUUCCCCAUUUCGAGAAGAUGCAGUUCCGCGCUGAGUCCCUUGGAGAGGAGACCGAGACUCUUAAGGUUACUAUCGCCGAGCUGUCUACCAAGAACAUUGCCCUUGAGGGAACUCUUGACGAGUACCGUGUUUCUAGUGAUAACUUCCGUCGUCAACUUGAUGCCACAAAGGGGGAGAACAAGUCUCUCCAUGAGACUAUCGAUCACCUGCGGACUCGCAUUGAAGACAGCAUGGUCUCCCGCCAGAACCUUACCGAGAAGUUCGAUCGUCUUCAGGAUGACAUGAUCAGCCUGACUGCCGAUGUCACUCGUGACCAGGCUUCCUGGCGCAGGAAGGAAGAGGAUCAAAUUGCCAAGAAUAACGAGCUGCGCGCCUCUCACGCCCGCGAGUUUGCUAUUCGCGAGAAGCUCGAGCAAGAUGUCCGUCAACUGGAGAUGCAGGAGCGGGAGUCUGCCAAGCUUAAGUUCCUUUACGAGCAAGGCCAACAGGAGAACGGUAGACUGGAGGAACUGAUCACCCGUCUUCGGGCCGAGAAUCACGAUCUUCAAUUGAAAGCCGGUCGCUUCGAGCGCGAGUUCUCCGAGGCUCGUGAGAGCAGCCGUGUCGAAAUCCAGCGUACUCGUACCUCACUGGAGGCUGACUUGGAAGCUUCUAACAGCCAGGUCAACAUCGUUCGCGCUGAGCUUGAGGCUCAGAUUAUUCGUCUGCAGUCUCAGCUUGAUAACAACCGCAUGGAUACUGAUACCUCCCGUGAGCGUUAUGAACUUCUCUUGGAGGAGGCUAGAGACUCGAAGGUUACUGCUUUGGCUGCUAAGGACCUUGCCAUUGAUGAGACUCGCAAGAUGCACGAGCGUGUCCUCAAUGACCUGCGUGAGCGCCACGCCCGCGCUCUGCACAACUCUUCUGAAGAUCGCCAGCGCGGUGAGAACCAUACCAACGAGCGUGUCUCUCUGGCUGAGGAUAAGGCCCGACACUACCAGGAGCGGGUGCAGCAUCUCGAGGAGAAGCUCGAGAUUGCUCAAUCUGCUGCUCGUGCUGCUGCUGAGGCUGCUCACAGUGCCAAGGCAAGCCCUGUGCCAUCAUCGGCACCAACUCCAGCACCGACGCACUCUCGGUCUACGCCCUCCAUGUCAUACAGCAAGGGAUCUGGCGAACCCGAGCGUAUCUCUCCCCAAGCUCUUCGCGAAUCUAUCUUCGUUCUUCAGGAUCAGCUCCAGCAGCGUGAGACUCGCAUCGAGGAACUCGAGCAGGAGGUUUCCACAAUGGACAAGGAUGCCCCAACCAAGAUCAAGGAGCGAGACACCGAAAUCACCUGGUUGCGCGAGCUUCUAGGCGUCCGCAUCGACGAUCUCGAGGAUAUAAUCAAGACUGUCUCCCAGCCCAAUUUCAACCAACACGCCGUCCGCGACGCAGCCAUCCGCCUAAAGGCCAACCUCCAAAUGCAACAGCAAGAAAAGGAACGCAUGACCACCGGUGCUCUCCCAUCCCUCUCAGACCUCGCCGCCUCACCCCGCUCCCUCCCCCUCGCCGCAGCCGCAGCCUGGGGAAACUGGCGCAAGGCCCGCGACAACACUGCAGGCUCAUCCGAGCAGACCCCAUCGAAACCAAGUAACGCGGGUACGUUCCUCUCGGGUCUCCUGACACCCCCAAGCUCGCAUGUCCGCCAGAACGCACCCCGGACUAGCGCUGCUGCACGUUUCGCUGAGACAAGGCCCUUGAGAGGGUUCACUUCGACCCCGAGACGCGGCUCUGUUCGGAAGGAUGUUCCUGUCCCUGAACCGCCCAGUACCCCGCCUCUACUUCGUCGCUCGAGUUACGAUCAUGAUGCCGAGCCGGCAAAUUACGAGGAAGGACACUUCGAUGAGAAUGAGAGUACUGUUGAUGGCAUGGUUUCUGCUUCGCCGAAGGGUGCUGAUGAUGGUCCUUUUGGGCCUCAGAUUGAUGAGGUUGACGCUGAAGAUGAAGAUGGGGAGGCUGAGGCUGAGCUUGAAGGCCCGGGCGAAGAUGAGCUGAGCCCCAGUCCUGCUGAGCAUGAGUGA
This is a messenger RNA of Penicillium antarcticum, 6672 nucleotides long. Its product is annotated as putative myosin class II heavy chain (MHC). The transcript has a single exon. The record is from RefSeq and is a predicted model, not a curated record. Bases 1 to 6672 code for a protein of 2223 amino acids. Gene Ontology annotation, cellular component: cytoskeleton. NCBI's taxonomy places the organism in Eukaryota, Fungi, Ascomycota, Eurotiomycetes, Eurotiales, Aspergillaceae.